Molecule: messenger RNA, 1122 nt
Organism: Morus notabilis
Lineage: Eukaryota; Viridiplantae; Streptophyta; Magnoliopsida; Rosales; Moraceae
Product: histone chaperone ASF1B
Exons: 3
Coding region: 257-838 (193 amino acids)
Biological process (GO): DNA replication-dependent chromatin assembly
Cellular component (GO): nucleus
Molecular function (GO): histone binding
Source: RefSeq, a predicted model, not a curated record
UUACCAAGAUUCAGAAUUUCCCCUAGGGAAAAAAAAAAAAAAGAAAGAAAAAGUGAAAUUCAAAUCAUUAAAAAAAAAAAAAAAAAAACAGAAUUUGUAUUCUGGGCACACUUUUGAGCUUGCUAGUUAUCUUUCUCGUUUUUCAGAUUGUUGGACCUUCUGAGUUUUCGAUGAAGUUGUUGGAAGUUAGGGUUUCCAAUAUCGUAUCUACACGACAAAGCACAGAAUUUAGCUGUUCCUUAAAAAAUUCGAAACAAUGAGUGCUGUUAGCAUAACAAACGUGACGGUCCUUGACAAUCCGGCGUUGUUUUCGUCCCCCUUCCAGUUCGAGAUCUCCUACGAGUGCUUGACUCCUUUGAAUGACGAUUUGGAAUGGAAGCUUAUUUACGUUGGAUCUGCAGAGGAUGAGACUUAUGACCAAUUAUUGGAGAGUGUACUUGUUGGUCCUGUGAAUGUUGGUAAUUAUCGUUUUGUACUACAGGCAGACCCUCCGGACCCUUCCAAGAUUCGCGAAGAAGACAUUAUUGGUGUCACAGUACUUCUACUAACCUGCUCUUAUCUUGGUCAGGAAUUUGUUCGAGUCGGCUACUAUGUGAAUAAUGACUACGAUGAUGAACAGCUGAGAGAAGAACCUCCUCCAAAGGUCCUAAUUGAUAGGGUCCGAAGAAACAUUUUAUCGGAUAAGCCUCGGGUCACAAAGUUCCCCGUCAAUUUCCAUCUAGAGAACAGUGAGAGUGGAGAGCAACCCCCUCCGCCAUCUGAUCAUCCUGCUGAUUCAGAUGAAAGUGGAGAACCAGCUGCUUCACCUGAACAUCAUUCUGGGCAGCUAGGACCUUAGCUCUUGAAUCAAGAGUCCUUUCGUUCCUGACUUUCAGUUUUCUCUUUGAGGUACAUAUCAUGCUUUUCUUUUAAACAAGCGCUCUAGCCAAAGCUUCCGAAAUUAUUUGGCAUUGCUGAUCAGUAUUUGGGGUCUCAAGUUGUAAACUCCUCAUCUGGUUCCUUGAUGAAGCCAUGAUAUGAAUCCCCCUUUUUCUUGCUAUUUUUUUUUAGGAGGCCAUCUGAUUUGUACUUUCUGCUGUCAACAGAACUACUAAACCCUGUAGUCAUGGGACAUUGGCUUAG